AUGAACUUGCUACGGAUAUUGGACAGCACUCCUGAGCCUCCUAUAAUUGAGUUAGAGCUUAGUGAAACAAAUGAUAGUGGGGAUUACCACUUGGGUACACCAAUGUACGAGUACCAGAAAGAGUUGACUGAUCAAAUUAUCUCCCUACAUUACCCAGACAUACUAAAAUUUUGCGAAACCAACGACCAUAAGGAUAUUAUUCUCAAAUCAGUGGAAACUUGCAUUGAAAACUUAAAAGACAUGCCUGCAAAAUUAGCAGAAACCAGUGGGAAAUUUAACGUCUUGAAAGACUUGUUAAAUGUCGUUAUCCUGAAUAAGAAUUCAAAAAGAAAAUCGGUAGGUCUUGUGAUGUCCAACAAUGUGAAACUUUUUGAUCUAGUCGAGGCUUUAAUAAUGGUUUGCCCAGGCAACAAAAGUGUCAAGCGAUAUGUUGGGAACAACAUUCAACGAGAGUCCAAAAAGGCAGUUAAGAAUGGCAGUGGAGGAAAUGGGGGCACUCCCAACGGACAUGGCGGCUCUUUCACGAGUUUAACCGAGAUACACCUUAUUCCGGCUAAUGGAGACAUUCAAAGAGAUCAAGAUGUUUUUGAAGCUUCCAGAUUUGACGUAUUGGUUACUGUUGAUGGUAACGUCAGUACUGAAACAGAAUUUUAUCAAUCUUUAAAGACAAUGAACCAUUCGCCUCAGGAGAAACCAGCAGUUACAAUUAGAUUGAUGCCUUUCAAGACUAUAGAGCAAAUAAAGCUAUUUUACCGGAACGCGGUAAAUGAUGAUGACUACUUGUACAAACUUAUCUCGUCGGUUGUGUGUUUGAGGGAUUACAUAGGGAACAUACCGCCAGAUAUUUUCCCGAUAUACCAUCAAAAGCUCACAUAUUUAGGACCAAAUUUUUUUGACUCUGUGUUUGGCAACAAAUCAAGCUUCUAUGCACCAUGGCCAUUACCGGAUCUUCCUGUCAUACAAACUUAUACUCCGAUUGAUGUGGAAAGAUCUCUUUUAACGGAAGCUCAUUUCCAUUACACUCCGUAUGGAUUGCAGCCAACUAUGGAGCUCAAAUCAGCUCCAACAUAUUACGAAACAAAACGUCUACAACUGGACUAUAUCACCAAUCCAUUAAAGAACUCGUAUAAUGAGUUGAUUGGAAUCACUGGUACAACAGAGUCGUCAGAUACUGGCAUAUUGACUCAUAAGUCCAUCCUCCAGUUGAAUGCCGCCUGCAAGACUUUGAAAAGAACGAGAGAUGAGCUUGCUUCAUACAACCAUUUUGACUCUCCAGAGAUUCAGGAAAAAAUUGGAAGAAGAGAGAGGGAAAUGAGACUUGCAGUUUCCAAAAUCUUUGAUGAUCUAGAUCAUGCACAGCAAAGAAUAGACAGUGGCAGCAAAUGGUAUACAAGAAAGAAUGAACAGGUGGAACAAUUAGAGUCGUCAAUAGAGGAAAAAGAACGCGAGAUUUCAGAAUUUCGGAAUACCCUCGAUUCAAAAGAGAAAAAGUCAUACGUACUGAAUCAAGUGAAGAUAUGGGAGCUAGAAAAACAGAUUAAGCAGUUCAUUUCACGAAUUAAAUCGAAAGAUGACGAAAGAAACUUCACUAAUAAGGAGUACGAAAACUCACUCAACGCCUUGAAGGAAUCCAAGCAAGAGCAAACCAAUUUGAGUGA
Molecule: messenger RNA, 1658 nt
Organism: Lodderomyces theae
Lineage: Eukaryota; Fungi; Ascomycota; Pichiomycetes; Serinales; Debaryomycetaceae
Exons: 2
Cellular component (GO): HDA1 complex; nucleus
Source: RefSeq, a predicted model, not a curated record